This is a messenger RNA of Nematostella vectensis (starlet sea anemone), 879 nucleotides long. Its product is annotated as octopamine receptor. The record is from RefSeq and is a predicted model, not a curated record. Bases 1 to 879 code for a protein of 292 amino acids. Gene Ontology annotation, biological process: G protein-coupled receptor signaling pathway. Lineage: Eukaryota; Metazoa; Cnidaria; Anthozoa; Actiniaria; Edwardsiidae. The transcript has a single exon. Gene Ontology annotation, cellular component: membrane. Gene Ontology annotation, molecular function: G protein-coupled receptor activity.
AUGGACAACUCGUCUCUGCCUUUCUCGACAGGGAUGGCGAGCGAAAAAGUCAUUCGUGUUGCCUCUAUCGUCACUGCCUUGGUUAUUGUGGUUGGUAACAUGUUGACCAUUCUCACAUUCUUCUGCAACAGCAACCUCCGCAAGCGCAGUUUCUAUCUCGUCAUCAACCUGGCCGUGGCCGACUUCCUUAUUGGAAUUAUUCCCGCUACAAUCUUUGCCUGUAUAACAUUUAAUUAUGGUGAGACGAAUACAGGCAUUUACUGGGUCUACAUGAGUAGCGAUAGGCUGCUUGGACUAGCAUCUAUGACAACUGUAGCUCUAAUAGCAAUAGAGCGUAUGUGGGCUACCGUGUGGCCUCUGCGCCAUUUAAACUCGAGUUGUCGAGUAUAUGUCGGCGCAAUCUGUGCUUCUUGGCUGGUUCCUACAUUACUGACAGGACUUAGCAUUUCCGCCAAAUUCAACUGGAGCAAAAUUCCGGUCAUAUGGACAAAAAUAGCAAUGCAUCAACCUAUCGCCGUAAUUGUAAUUCUGCUAAUGGGAACAGCAGCGGCCUACACCAUCACUUUUGUGAGUUUCAAACGACACACAAUCCAGAUGGAGCAGGCAGGAAGCUGUAGUCGUGUAUCCAGACGACAAAUGCAGAAACAGCGUCUUGCUCGGACCAUGUGCUUGGUCACCGGGGCCUCCAUUCUUACAUGGUUGCCAUUUGUUAUAUUGAACUACCUCUAUAUUACCAUAAAUCCAUCGCUCUCCUUGAUAGUGGCAUUUAAGAUUCUCCAGUACACCAACUCUGCCAUAAACCCAAUUUUUUAUGCAGUAAAGAUGCCUGGGUUCAGAAAGUCGUUGAUAAAGACAGUGUGCUUCCACCGUUAUCGUUGA